Messenger RNA from Lathyrus oleraceus (garden pea), 435 nucleotides. RefSeq lists its product as uncharacterized. Gene Ontology annotation, cellular component: cytosol; nucleus; mitochondrial intermembrane space. The record is from RefSeq and is a predicted model, not a curated record. Bases 91 to 336 code for a protein of 81 amino acids. Lineage: Eukaryota; Viridiplantae; Streptophyta; Magnoliopsida; Fabales; Fabaceae. The transcript has 3 exons. Gene Ontology annotation, biological process: phospholipid translocation. Gene Ontology annotation, molecular function: phosphatidic acid transfer activity.
UGCAAAUAAAUUUUGAUUCAUUAUUACUACUAUUUAAUAAAAUAAAAAUAAAACAUUAAAUCAUCAUCACAGAUUCACAGGUUUUCGUCCAUGAGAGAGAAGAAAGGCUCAAAGCCUUCAACCUCUCCCUGUGCCUUUCUCAGAGACGCAUACCACAAUUGCUUCCACAGGUGGUAUACGGAGAAAUUCGUCAAGGGUCAAUAUGACAAAGAAGAAUGCGUUUCUGAGUGGCAAAAUUACAGAGCUUGCCUUUCUGAGCAUUUAGAAAAUAAGCAUAUGAUUCGUAUAUUGGAAGGUGAAAACGUUGUUCAAGAUGGUGCUGUUGCUUCUCAGUAACUUGGAAGAUAAGCAUAUCACAUGUUUGAUGUAAUGCCACACAGAGAGAGACCUGUUCUGUUAUCACUGAUUAUAUAUUACUAGUACUUUUUCAUUCUA